Molecule: messenger RNA, 1397 nt
Organism: Conger conger (European conger)
Lineage: Eukaryota; Metazoa; Chordata; Actinopteri; Anguilliformes; Congridae
Gene: kcnj5
Product: potassium inwardly rectifying channel subfamily J member 5
Exons: 4
Coding region: 102-1397 (431 amino acids)
Biological process (GO): potassium ion import across plasma membrane; regulation of monoatomic ion transmembrane transport
Cellular component (GO): plasma membrane
Molecular function (GO): G-protein activated inward rectifier potassium channel activity
Source: RefSeq, a predicted model, not a curated record
AGAGCGGAGCGGAGCAGCGGAGCAGAGCAGUGGAGAUGCCAGGACUGACGCUGGGAAGGCACUGCUGGGAGCCAGAGGAUUCCAGCUUCAGCUAGCCGAGGAUGGCUGGAGACUCUCGAGUCCAGAUGGACCAGGACAUGGAGAUUGGAGUGACCCCCAGAGAGGUGAAAAAGCUUCCCAAGCACCUGAGAGAGGCGCAGAUCUCCACGGAGCGCACCCACCUGAUCGCCGAGCCGGCCAAGAAGGUGCGCCAGCGCUACGUGCAGAAGGACGGCAAGUGCAACGUGCACCACGGCAACGUGCAGGAGACCUACCGCUACCUGAGCGACCUGUUCACCACGCUGGUGGACCUGCGCUGGCGCCUCAGCUUCCUCAUCUUCACCCUGGUCUACGUGGUCAACUGGCUCUUCUUCGGCCUGCUGUGGUGGCUCAUCGCCCUGAUCCGCGGCGACCUGCUGCACGCCGACGAGGAGGGCUGGACGCCCUGCGUGGAGAACCUCAACGGCUUCGUCUCGGCCUUCCUCUUCUCCAUCGAGACGGAGACCACCAUCGGCUACGGCUACCGCGUCAUCACGGAGAAGUGCCCCGAGGGCAUCGUCCUGCUGCUGGUGCAGGCCAUCCUGGGCUCCAUCGUCAACGCCAUGAUGGUGGGCUGCAUGUUCGUGAAGAUCUCGCAGCCCAAGAACCGGGCGGAGACGCUGAUGUUCUCCCACAAGGCGGUGAUCUCGGUGCGGGACGGCAAGCUGUGCCUGAUGUUCCGCGUGGGCGACCUGCGGAACUCGCACAUCGUGGAGGCCUCCAUCCGCGCCAAGCUCAUCCGCUCGCAGCAGACCAAGGAGGGCGAGUUCAUCCCGCUCAACCAGACCGACAUCAACAUCGGCUUCGACACCGGCGACGACCGCCUCUUCCUGGUGUCGCCGCUCAUCAUCUCGCACGAGAUCAACGAGAAGAGCCCCUUCUGGGAGAUGUCGCAGGCGCAGAUCGAGAAGGAGGAGUUCGAGAUCGUGGUCAUCCUGGAGGGGAUGGUCGAAGCCACGGGGAUGACCUGUCAGGCUCGGAGCUCGUAUCUGGACACGGAGGUGCUGUGGGGGUAUCGGUUCACCCCGGUGCUCUCCCUGGAGAAGGGCUUCUACGAGGUGGACUACAACAACUUCCACGACAUCUACGAGACCAACACCCCCUCCUGCAGCGCCAAAGAGAUGGCAGCCAGCCUGAGGGAGGGAGAGCUGUUCCCCCACCUCUCUCCCCUGUCCCCCGACACCAAGCAUCUGCCCCUGAACCCCCUGCCCCUGCCCCAACCCCUCUCCGAGUCCCAGCACAAGGAGGAGGGAGAAGAGGAGCAGGGGGAGAGAGGAGAGACCAACGGCUUGGCCGCCACCCUUGGAAAUCAGCCCUGA